This is a messenger RNA of Eimeria necatrix, 5469 nucleotides long. RefSeq lists its product as hypothetical. Lineage: Eukaryota; Apicomplexa; Conoidasida; Eucoccidiorida; Eimeriidae. The record is from RefSeq and is a predicted model, not a curated record. The transcript has a single exon. Bases 1 to 5469 code for a protein of 1822 amino acids.
AUGCCCUUUGCCCUUACCAGCCAACAUAAGGGGCCCCUCGGGGGCCCCCCAGGGGGGCCCCCAGGGGGCCCCCCAGGGGGGCCCCCAGAGAGCCCUCCAGAGGGGCCCCCAGAGGGGCCCCCAGGGGGGCCCCCAGGGGGGCCCCCAAGGGGGCCCCUAGAGGGGCCCCCUACUGGGGAAAGGGUACAGUUGGGGGAGGCCCUGGUGGAGGCGAAAUGCAAAAGAGAAAUGACGGAAAAUGAAGAAACGAUAAAGAGCCAAAGCGGCAGUCAGCAGCAACAGCAGCAGCAGCACGUGGCUGCACCGCAGCAAGAGACUCUUUUUGCUGCUCUUGCUCACGCUGACUGCUGCUGUGGCUGCAGCAGCAGCAGCAGCAGCAGCAGCAGUAACGGUGACAGCAGCAGCAGCAACAACAACAACGCCUGUGACAGCAGCAGUAGCAGCGUCAGCGACAGCAGCAGCAACAACAGCGAAAGCAGCAGCAGCAGCAUCGGCAGCAGCAGCAGCAGCAGCAGCAGCAACAGCAGCAGCAGCAGCAGCAGCAGCAGCAGCAGCAGCUCAGCACCGGGCUUGCCUGCUUGGCGCGUCUUGGAGACAAUUAAAUCUCUUUUGGCCCUUUAUAGACUUCGCGCUCUGAAGCAGCAGCCCCGAAGCAGCAGCAGCAGCAGCAGCAGCAGCAGCAGCAGCAGCAGCAGCAGCAGCAGCAGCAAGGAGGAGGCGCUGCGGAAGAUCCUUCGGCGUUUUCUGUAUGAGAGCUGCGCGGUUGAGUGUCUCCUUCUCAAAACGAGCAGCAGCAGCAGCAGCAGCAGCAGCAGCAGCAGCAGCAGCAGCAGCAGCAGCAGCGGCAUGGCCUGCUGCUGCGAAGGCUGCCGCCGUGUUGCAGCAGCAGCAGCAGCAGGAGAACCCGCAGCAACUCCUGCUGCAGUUAUGCGGCAGCUGCUGACUCUCACAGAGCUGCAUGCAGCAGCAAACGAUUGGGGGGCCCCGGGGGGCCCCCAGAGCCCCCAGGGGGGCCCCUGGGGGGCCCCCUCGGGGGCCCCCUGGGGGGCCCCCCCGAGGGUGGGGGGCCCCCAACCCUCGGAGUUGGAGGGGCCCCUAGUGCAGCAAAGAGUUGCUGCUGCUUUGGCGGAGGCUUGGAGAAGACUAGCUGUCUGCUUUCAGCAGCAGCAGCAGCUGCAAGAGCAGCAGCAGCAGCAGCAGCAGCAGCAGCAGCAGCAAGAGCAGCAGCAGCAGUGGCUGGUCGGGUGUACGCACACCUUCGUGCUUCGCUGUGGGGCGCAGCCUCUUGCUGCUGCGUUGCUGCUGCCUCUGCUGCUGCAGGGGCCGCAGCAGGACUCUGAUGCUUUGCUGCAGCAGCAGCAGCAGCUGCAGCAGCAGCAGCAGCAGCAGCAGCAGCAGCCUUCUUUCGCCUCUAAGGAGACAGAAGAAGCAAACAAGACGCAACCCAUUUGCUGCCGCGCUGCAGCAUGGGCCCCCUGCAGCGGCCUGCCCCUGUGGGGCCCCUCAGGGGGCCCCUCAGGGGGCCCCCAGGGGGGCCCCCAGGGGGGCCCCCUGGGGGCCCCCAAGGGGGCCCCUGUGGGGCCCCUGGUCAGCAGCUCUGUGGCGCUGCUGCUGCGCUGUGCCCUGCAGCAAGGGGCCUCUGGGGGCCCCCUAGCGAAGGCCAUUUUCCAGACCCUAAAUCUCUUCUUCCACUUGCAGUACCCAGGGGCCCCCCGGGGGGCCCCCCCGGGGGGCCCCCCGGGGGGCCCCCCGGGGGGCCCCCCGGGGGGCCCCCCUGGGAGUGGCUCUGGGGGCCCCCAUGGGGCCCCCUGUGGGGCCCCCGAAGAGGGUUCUGUGGAGGGGGGGCCCCCUUCUGCAAACCCUUUAGCAGUCAGCGGGUGGGGCCCCUGGCAGUGCCUAAAAGCUGCUGCUGCUGCUGUUGCAGGGGCCCCCGGGGGGCCCCCCUUGCUGCUGCACUUCAGUGCGCAGCUGCUGGGGAGGGGCCCCUCUUCGCCCUUCGGGCUUCCUGCUGCUGCUGCACUAAUUGACAUUUUGGGGGGCUUUUGUCCCCUUGGGGGCCCCCUCAGCAGCAGCAACUCACAGGCAGCAGCAGCAGCAGCAGCAGCAGCAGCAGCAGCAGCAGCAGCAGAUGGCGCAAGGUGCAGAGGCCAAAACUGCCCUGCAUGCGCGCUUCCAGAUGUGCUGUUUUCACCGCAGCAGCAGCAGCAGCAGCAGCAGCAGCAGCAGCAGCAGCAGCAGCAGCAGCUGCUGCUGCGCAAGGUAUAUGUGCAGUUGCUGCAGUCGCUGCUGCUGCGGUGGGCCAGCGAGCAGCAGCAGCAAAGUGUCUCCUUAGAGCAGCAAAUCGCGCUGACUUUCUGUUUGCUGCGCUUUUUGCUGCACAGGGCAGCAGCACGAGCAGCAGCAGCAGCAGCAGCAGGCGCAGCAGCAGCAGCAGCAGCAGCAGCAGCAAACCUUGGAAACUGGGAAGCAGGACAACUCAUGGAGGGAAUCCACACUCGUCUCCUUUCAGCUGAAGAGACACUUCGCUGCUGCGCAAUGGCAGCAGCAGAAGGUUUUGCUGCUGCAGCACUACUCCCGAGGGGGCCCCCCCAGGGGCCCCCCAAGGGGCCCCCCAAGGGGCCCCCGCAGGGGGCCCCUCAGGGGGCCCCCGAGGGGGCCCCUCAGGGGCCCCCCGAGGGGCCCCUUCAGGGGUUUCCCCUCGAGGGUCCCCUUGGGGGGCCCCCCCUGGGGCCCCUUGAGGGGCCCCCCGAGGGGCCCCCCUCGGGGGCCCCCGAGGGGGCCCCCGAGGGGGCCCCCGAGGGGCCCUACUUGGGGCCCCCGCCGCCAACGGAUACUGCAGCAGAUGAAGAGGGGGCCCCCCUUAUUUUUAAAGCCUUAAGAGAGGAGAAGAUGCUGCUGCGCUGCCCGCAGCUGCUGCCGCUGCUGGCAGUGUUUGCUGCAGCAGCUGCUGCUGCUCCCGGGGGGCCCCCCGAGGCCCCCCAGGGGGGGCCCCCCAGGGGCCUCCGGGGGGGCCCCUUGGGGGGCCCCUGGGGGGGCCCCUGGGCCAUUUUCAACUUGGGCUCUUCCAUUGGGGAAGCCUUGGGAUCGCCUCAGCAGCUGCUGCUGGGAGACUCGCAGCAGCCAGCAGCAGCAGCAGCAGCAGCAGCAGCAGCAGCACCUGCUGCUGCUGCUGCUGCUGCUGCUGGGCCCCUACAGCUGCUGCCAGCGGGCUGGGGGGGCCCCUCUGGGUCUGCUUUGCUGCAGGCGCUGCGCUUUUGUCUUGGGGGGCCCCCCAGCAGCACUGAGCCUACAGUUCUUCCAGAGGGGGCCCCCCAAGAGGGGGCCCCCCAAGAGGGGGGCCCCCAAGAGGGGGGCCCCCAAGAGGGGGGCCCCCAAGAGAGGGGCCCCCAAGAGGGGGGCCCCCAAGAGGGGGGCCCCCGGGGGGUGGGGCCCCAAGAGGGGGGCCCCCAAGAGGGGGGACCCCGGGGGGUGGGGCCCCAAGAGGGGGGGGCCCAGGAGGGGGGCCCCCAAAAGGGGGGCCCCCAAGAGGGGGGCCCCCAAGGGGGGCCCCCAGCAGCAACAGAGGCCCUUGGAGUUGGGGAGAUGAGGGUACAUUUGGUUGUGGAGACGGAGACAGAAACGGAAGCAGAAAAUGGAGAAAAAGAGAAAAAUAAAAAAACAAAAAAAGAAAUAAAAAAAGAAUUAAAUGAAGAGACAGAAGAAGAGACAGACGAAGGAGAGGCCGAGCUGGCCAGACUGCCCGACCUCCAGCCCCUCCCCUCUUUUGCUGCUGCUGCUGCUGCUGCUGCUGCUGCUGCUGCUGGGGGCCCCGGGGGCCCCCGCUGCGGCCCACAGACCCUGCGGCAGGCCCUCGAGUGGCUGACUGGCAACCGCGUGCUGGGGGACACAGCAGCAGCAGCAGCAGCAGCAGCAGCAGCAGCAGCAGCAAGAAAGGGCCCCCUGAGGACCAAACCAAAUCCAGAAAAUGCUGCGGAGACACUUAUGAGACAAGCAGCAGCAGCACAAGCUGCUGCGAGGCUGGCUGUCUUGCAGGUGCAGCGCCACCUGGAGGCAAACCCUUUGGGGCCCCCCGGGGGCCCCCCCGGGGGGGCCCCCCAAGGGUUUGGCUUUCUAACGGACCAAAUGGAAGAGGACCUCGCAGUGCCGCUGCUGCAUGCAAUUUUGGGGCUGGAUUGUUCGCUGCAGCCGGAGCUGCUGCAGCCUUUGGUUGCUGCUGCUGCUGCUGCUGUGUUUGCUGCGUUCUUCCCGCUGCUGCUGCAGCACGUGGGGCCCCUGCUGCUGCAGCAGCAGACCUCUGUCUCGCAGAAGCUGCUGCUGCUGCAGGCCAUGCAGCGCGCAGCAAGGUGGCUUAAGGAGGGGGCCCCCCCAGACGCAAGGGCCCUCUACACUGACAGCCCGCCCCCAAAGAGAGCAGCAAAACGGCUGCUGCAGCAGCAGCAGCAGCAGCAGCAGCAGCAACGGCAGCAGCAACAACUGCAGCAGCAGCAGCAGUCCUUGCAACAGCCGGUCGCCGUGUCGUCCUCUGAAACAGCACGAGACCCCCCAAGCAAGCAGCAGCAGCAGCAGCACGAGCAGCAGCAGCAGCAGCAGCAGCAGCAGCAGCAGCAGCAGCGUUUGCUGUCGGUAGUGCGGGUGCGUCGUUUUGCGCAUGCAGCAGCAGUUGCAAAGGGGCAAAUAAAUUUAUUUGUCCCCUUUUUGGAAGCAGCAAUGGGGGCCCUUGAGUGCUGUUUGCUGCAGCCCUCGGGGCCCCCCCCGCCGCUGUCUUUGCUGCAGCAGCAGCAGCUGCUGCAGCAGCUGCGGGCCCACCAGCAGCUGCUGCAGGACCCGCUGCUGCUUGCUGCAGUGCUGAUGGCCAUGGGGGAACUGCUGCGCGCGGGGGGCCCCGGGGCCCCCGGGGGCCCCUCCCGCUGCUGCUGCAGCAAAGCAGCAAAAGUUUAUUUGCACUUCAAAUCUCACCAAGACAGAAAUGUCCGAAGGGGGGCCCUUUGUGUCUUGGGGGGUUUGGGGGCCCUUGGCUCUUGGGGCCUCUUAUCAUCUUGGCUGCAGGAGACGGAGGCCCCCCCGGGUCUGGGGGCCCUCGUCCCGGGGGGGCCCCCCGGGGGCCCCCCGGGGGCCCCCCUGGGGGCCCCCCUGGGGGGGCCCCUGGGGGGGCCCCUGGGGGGCCUCCCAGGGGCCCCCCAGGGGCCCCGGGGGGGGCCCCUCGCUUUGAACAGCUUCGCGCUGCCGAAGUUCACAGGGGCGAGCUGCCACCACCAGCAGCAGCAGCUGCAGCAGCAGCAGCAGCAGCAGCAGCAGCAGCAGCAGCAGGUGGUGACGGAGAAAGGGGGGUUUGAAGGCAUUGUUGAGUCUUUAGCAGCAACUGCAAGAGAAGACCCCGAUGAGGCCUCUAGGCAGUUGGCAGCAGCAAUUUUAAGGGACUGGAGAGCCAACACAAGUGAAGAAAUGGGGGCCCUUGGGGGGCCCCCCUGA